UCGAGUCAGUCAGUCUGUUAUCGCGACCCGCCGCCCGACCACCACAUAUACCGCAGCGCAGAACAGCGCGCGGACCGACCACACCAAACACAAUUAUAAUAAUAUUAUUGCCGAUACAGUCAGACGAACGCCAAACGAAACCGUUUUGCAUUUCGCGCGCGACACACAGCACCGUCGACUGCGACGUGCCUACUGCACACGGCAGUUCCCCUGCGCGCUCGUCGUACGGAUCGCGUUAUAGUAAAUUCUUCGUCGUGCACUUUCAACGCCGCAACAGCAGCAGCUCUCUCUCCUUUGGCGCCGCCACCGCCGCGUAACGUUUUAUUCCUAUCGCACGCCGCACAACCGUCAAUACAACAACAACAACAACAACAACAACAACAACAACAAUAACAACAACGGUAAUAUCGUCCGUAAAUCGCGGUCCGCCGAAAGCCCGCCGCCUCGCGGUGCGCCCCAUACACCGUAAUUCUUCGUCGUCGUGGGAUUGAUGUUCUCGCGGUGAACACUCUCGUCGAUAAGUCGACCGACACGCACGCCAGCCCGCAGUAGCAGCCCGCGAGUCCACACACGAACACGUACACGCCGACCGACCGACCGCCGCCGUCGAGAUGCACAACAAAAAGGGCAAGCUGUGCACCAAGCUCACCAGCAGUUUCCUGCGCAAGUGGUGGGUCGUACUUGCCAUAGCCGUAGCCCUAUUAGUCGGCGGCUUACUAGUGGUGGCGUUUUUCACGGCAGCAGUGGAACUGGUUAUCGAUGACCAAAUCACCCUGCGGCCCGGUUCUCAGACGUUCGAGAUGUGGCGUAAACCGCCUGUACGACCUUUGUUAAAAGUGUACAUAUACAAUGUCACUAAUGCUGACGAGUUUUUGAAUGUGGUCGCACCAGGUGAGGUACGGGAGAAGCCGGUCUUGGAUGAAUUGGGUCCAUUCGUCUACGUGGAAACAUGGGAAAAAGUUAACCUGACAUUCCAUGACAACGGCACGCUCACGUACAACCAGCAAAAGGUUUACAGGUUUGACCCCGAACAGAGCGUAGGUUCCGAAGACGAUGUAGUUGUAGUACCGAAUAUUCCGAUGUUGUCAGCCACGUCACAGAGUAAACACGCUGCCCGAUUCUUGAGACUGGCCAUGGCCAGUAUUAUGGAUAUCUUGAAGGUAAAACCGUUCGUCGAGGUGAGCGUCGGUCAACUGCUGUGGGGUUACGAAGACCCGCUGUUGAAACUGGCCAAGGAUGUGGUGCCCAAGGAACAGAAGUUGCCGUACGAAGAGUUUGGUCUACUGUAUGGGAAAAACGGAACUUCACGUGAUAAUAUGACUGUGUUCACUGGGGCCACGGAUAUCCGGCUCUUUGCCGCCUUAGACAAGUUCAACGGACGCACACAUCUGCCACACUGGACCACCGAUUCGUGCAACCGUAUGUCCGGUGGAAGCGACGGUUCCCUUUUCCCUCCCAGGAUUCAACCAGACACAGUUCUACACGUCUUCGAUAAGGACAUGUGCCGGAAACUGCCCCUAGUGUUCAAAAAGCAAGUUGAAGCUAAGGGAGGAGUGAAAGCGUACCGAUUCGGUCCCGACCACCGAGCGUUCGCUGACCCAGACCACGAGCCGGAGAAUAGUUGCUACUGCCCUUCACUGAACAGUCCCAGUGGCAACAGUACUUCUGGUACCAGUAGUACAACCACAGCAAUGCCCACGGUGUCGACAAAAAUGAAUUUUCCACAGUGCGCACCUCACGGCACGUUCAACGUAAGCCUGUGUCAAUACGACUCUCCGGUGUUGCUGUCUUUCCCUCACUUUUACAUGGGUGAUCCACGACUCAGAGAAGCCGUCCUUGGUAUGGACGAGCCAGACGCUGAACGCCACGAGUUUUACAUAGAUGUACAACCUGAAAUGGGAGUGGCUAUGCGUGCCAGAGCCCGUGUGCAAAUUAAUCUGGCCGUGAGCCAAGUAGUAGACAUCAAACAAGUUGCCACAUUUCCCGACAUCGUGUUCCCGAUUAUGUGGUUCGAAGAGGGCAUCGACGAACUGCCCGACAACGUGAUCCAACUGCUCAAGCUGGCCACGCAAACGCCGCCAGUGGCUAAGGCUGCACUGCAGUACGCGUUGUUCGCCUCGGGAGCCGUGCUACUGCUGUUGGCACUCGGGUGUCUGGUGCGCAACUCGCACCGUCAAGAGACCAUGUCCCUCGAAGGUACAGCGCACUACAGCCAGGACGAAAAGAAGAAACCGAAGAAGACAAUCCCACCCGCGCCCAUGAGCACCACAGUGUUGUCCAACGGUAACGGGACCGCCGCCAAGGCCAACGCCGGUUACGUUGCCGACGACGAAUAACUCCAGUAGUUCGGGAGACAACGGGGACGGCGCUGCACGGACGACCACCGGACGAGAAAACCGAAAACCCAUCGCUUGGGUGACGCCCAUGUAGUCAUUCUGCUACCAAUGCCGCUCUAGAUAAUACGAGAUCUAUCGCAAUGUACAUACAUCAAUGAUGAUAUAUAAUGGAUAUGACUGGCGGUGACUCGAUCUGUCUGUCAUUAUUAUUAUUAAUUUUAUAUUAUUAUUAUUAUUAUUAUUAUAUAUAUUAUAUAAAUACUGAACUCUCUCUCUCUCUCUCUCUGUCAACCGACUACUACAACUGUAAAAUACGCGAGUGCACGUGGUCGACAAGUUGAGUGACGAAAACGAUCAAAAUCGCGUAUAUUAAAUAUUGUAUAAAAAUGCGAUGAUGGUUGUUUGUGCCAACGGGUUAUUUCUUCUCCGCGUCGACAUAUUUCGACUUCGACAAUGAUAAUAAUUAUCUCUAUUAUUAUUAUUAUUAUUAUUAUUAUUAUUAUGUAAUUAUCCGGACGUAUCUAUACGAGAAAUAUGUGACGUGUAAUACUGUCUUCUUGUACAUAGAACGACAAUUUGUUGUCAAAAAAUUAACGUUUUUAUUAUUAAUAUAUAAUAGAAUAUUAUGAUUAUUAUUUUUGUUUUUGUGGAAAAAUGCUCAUAUUAUUAUUAUUAUUUUUAUUUUUUUGUCAUUGGCUAUUAUUAUUUUAUGUGUUUUUUUUCGUUCGUUGACUCGUGUAUAUAGUUAAUAUUAUUAUAGUUAUUAUCCGGAGGAACUUAUAAUUUUAUUUGGUUUUAAAAUAUUCUAUAAUUUAUUAUCGUAAACGUUGUGCAGUUUGUCUUCACCAUAAUCAACUUAAGAAGUGCAAACAUGAUAUUUACACUUUCAUAAAGAAAAAUUAGUAGGUUACCCUAUAUAUUUGAUGAGCCGGGGGACAACAAACAUGCGCUCCAAACGUAAACAUUAUGAUAUAAUGAUUUUAUUAUUGUUAAAAAAUAUAAUAUAUAAAUAAUUUUAUUGAUUAACCGCUCUUGCGGUCGAGGUUUUCGGGUUUCGUUUCUCGUCGUUUGAAGUACAAUAUGAUUACAAUUUACAAAAGAUUUGUGUACCUAUAUAUUAUUCAACGCUCGUUUUCCCGAGUAUGUCAUAUAUAUCGCUCAAUUACGUACAUACAAAAUUAUCUUGUACAAUAACAAUUUAUUAUUAUUAUUAUUAUUAUUAUUAUUAUUAUUCAUACCUUGUGUUUAUAAAAUAAGUUUUUGUUUUAUUAUUGUAAGAUUAUUUAAUAACUUUGUGUUUUGUGUACAUUUUCACGGGGAGAUAUAAAAUUAUUGCAAGUUAAAAAUAUUAUAUAUACCUAUAUACA
This is a messenger RNA of Rhopalosiphum maidis (corn leaf aphid), 3703 nucleotides long. It is a transcript of the gene emp, whose product is annotated as scavenger receptor class B member 1. The coding region runs from base 612 to 2336 and encodes 574 amino acids. Gene Ontology annotation, cellular component: membrane; cytoplasm. The transcript is spliced from 10 exons. The record is from RefSeq and is a predicted model, not a curated record. Gene Ontology annotation, molecular function: scavenger receptor activity. NCBI's taxonomy places the organism in Eukaryota, Metazoa, Arthropoda, Insecta, Hemiptera, Aphididae.